AUGGACCUGGAUGGGCCCCCGGGUUUCAAUUACGAGGCUUUGCUUCAUGGCAUCUUCCUGCUGCCAUUUCUCUAUUUUGCAGGAUGGUCUAUCUACAGUCUUUACUUCCACCCACUGAGCCGCUACCCCGGUCCCAAGCUUGCAGCAAUUUCCCCCAUGGUCCACAUUCUAUGGGAUAUCCGAGGCAAGCAGCACUCGGUAGUGAAAAGACUACAUGAUCAGUAUGGCAGUGUUGUUCGUAUCGCGCCCAAUGCACUCGUUUACAAUUCCGCCGCCGCUUGGAAAGAUAUCUAUGGACACCGCAAGAAGGGCCAGAAGCUCUUCGUCAAGGAUCCGGCCCUGUACUCGCCGACACCCAAUGGGACCAACGCUAUAAUCACUGCAAAUGAUGAGGAGCACAGCCGAAUGCGUCGUCUACUUGCACAUGCAUUCUCGAACAAGGCUCUCCAGGAACAGGAACACAUUCUCCAUGUCUACGCUGAUAUGCUGAUUGACAAGUUGGCAGGCAUUCUGCACGGAAGCCAACGGGCAGUUGUUGACAUGACUCGCUGGUUCAACUUCACCACCUUUGAUCUGAUUGGGGACCUUGCAUUUGGUGAACCCUUUGGCUGCCUCUCCGAGAAUGAGUACCAUUGGUGGGUCAUGGUUAUCUUGGAUGCGGUCAAGGCCAGUGCAUACCUCAAGGUGUUUUGGUUUUAUCCGAUUCUACUUCCAUUGUUCAUACUUCUAGUCCCAAGGCAUAUGUUAAAGAAGCGCAAGGCUAGCUUCAAACUGAGCGUGGAAAAGGUCCGCCGACGUCUAGCACGCCAGACUACCCGGCCCGAUUUCACCUCAUACAUUAUCAAGCAUAGUCAUGGAGGGCGUGGCUUGUCUCUUCCAGAGAUUGAUGCUAAUGCGGGUGUAUUUGUACUGGCUGGAAGUGAAACAACUGCUGCUCUGCUUACUGGUUGCACGUAUUAUCUUCUCAGACAUCGGGAGAAAUAUGUUCGGCUGGUUCGUGAGAUUCGCGGUGCCUUUGCACAAGUAUCUGAGAUUAAGCUUUCGGCUCUUGUAGGCCUUCCUUAUCUUAAUGCUGUCUUGACUGAAGCUCUACGAAUCUACCCUCCUAUUCCUUCUAUGCUUCCACGUCUUGUGCCUCAGGGUGGAGCGUUUAUUGAUGGUCAAUAUGUUCCCGCCGGAGUGUCGGUUUCGAUCUCGUUGUACUCGGCUUUUCAUUCGAAGACCAACUUCAAGGAUCCAGACUGCUUCAUCCCCGAGCGCUGGCUUCCCGGUCCUGAGUCUGCUAGGUUUGUUUCUGAUCAAAAGGAUGCGCUUCGACCUUUCUCAUAUGGACCACGUAACUGCCUCGGUCAACACCUAGCCAAUGCCGAGAUGCGUCUCAUUCUUGCCAAGUUCCUCUGGCACUUUGACCUGGAGCUCCAGCCCGAGUCCCUGCACUGGUCUGUCCAAAACUCCUUUGCCCUUUGGAGUCGGCCUGCUCUCUGGGUGAAGCUUCGCCAUCCCGGAACCGCUCUGUGA
Messenger RNA from Penicillium cataractarum, 1518 nucleotides. Its product is annotated as cytochrome P450. The transcript is spliced from 4 exons. The coding region runs from base 1 to 1518 and encodes 505 amino acids. Lineage: Eukaryota; Fungi; Ascomycota; Eurotiomycetes; Eurotiales; Aspergillaceae. The record is from RefSeq and is a predicted model, not a curated record. Gene Ontology annotation, molecular function: iron ion binding; oxidoreductase activity, acting on paired donors, with incorporation or reduction of molecular oxygen; heme binding.